Triticum turgidum subsp. durum (durum wheat) is the source of this 1119-nucleotide messenger RNA. Lineage: Eukaryota; Viridiplantae; Streptophyta; Magnoliopsida; Poales; Poaceae. The record is from the annotation of a GenBank genome assembly.
AUGAUCCAGCACCUCACCUCACCUGACCUCACAGCGACGAAGAUGCUGAGGCAGCACCUCCCCUAUUUCAACAGCAGCCGUCGUGUUCCUCUUGCGUCUAGAAAGACAAGCUCAAGCUCUAGAAGUAGCGCCAACACCAGACCUUUUCUGUGCCUAGCCCUCUUCCUCCUCCUGAUUCUUGUUGUGGCCGCCGUCUUCUUGUUCCCACCAGCGAUCAUGUCUUCCUCUUCCUCGUCGUCGUCGUCGGCCGCGGCCGUGCCGUUUCAGAGCCCGAGGAAGGUGGUGAAGAAGGUGCUCUCGUUGUCCCAGUCCGAGGGCGACGGCGCCACCGUCCGCCGGAGCAUCGGCCGUCAUGAGCUCCGGAGCCUGGACCCGUUCCUCCUGCUCGACGAGUUCUCCGUCUCCAAGCCCGGCGGAUUCCCGGACCAUCCGCACCGAGGCUUCGAGACCGUCACCUACAUGCUCGAUGGGGCCUUCACCCACCAGGACUUCUCUGGCCGCAAGGGCACCAUCAGGACAGGAGAUGUGCAGUGGAUGACUGCGGGGCGUGGCAUCGUGCACUCGGAGAUGCCGGCAUCCGACGGCGUGCAGAAGGGCCUGCAGCUGUGGAUCAACCUCGCUUCCAAGGACAAGAUGAUCAAGCCGCGGUACCAGGAGCUCGAGAGCAAGGACAUCAGCCAGGCCGAGAAGCACGGUGUGAAGGUGCGGAUCAUCGCCGGGGAGGCCUUCGGGGUGCGGUCGCCGGUCUACACACGAACACCGACCAUGUACAUGGACUUCACAAUGCAACCAGGGUCGCAUCUCCACCAGCCAAUCCCUGAGGGCUGGAAUGCUUUCGUGUACAUCAUCGAGGGGGAGGGUGUAUUUGGCAAGGAGGGGGCCGCGCCGGCGAGCGCGCACCAUUGCCUUGUGCUCGGCGCCGGCGAUGGGCUCAGUGUGUGGAACCGGUCUGGCGCGCCGCUGCGCUUCGUGUUGGCUGCAGGUCAGCCGUUGAAUGAGCCAGUGGUGCAGCAGGGGCCCUUCGUCAUGAACUCUCGUGCCCAGAUCCAGAAGGCCAUGGAGGACUAUUACCACAGCCGCAACGGCUUCAAGAAGGCCAGCCAGUGGAGCUCCACUUGA